GCCAGGGCCAGUGCUGCCAUGAGUUGGCGAGCAGAGUCUACGUACCAGAAGCAGUCGGCCUUUGUAGAGGAUGAGAAGGAGUACUUGAAGCUGGCCAAGAAGCUGCGCGACAUCCUGAAGCUGGAGGAGAAAGUGUCUGCCGGCGAGAAGCUUGCGCAGAACCAGCAGGACAAGGUCGCUCAAAAGGAUGCCCUCCUGAAAGAGGUGACGUCGCUUGCCGGAAAACUUCCCGGCGAUUCUGACGUCCUUGGGAAGACGGAGGACAUCAUGGCCCUGCUGCCGAAGGCCACGGUGCAAGGCAUCGAACGCCGACGGAAGCAGGAGCAAGAGCGCAGAUUGGACCGAGAGAGGAAGCAGGAGGAGGAGCGGCGAAAACCAGAAUUUAUGUGUCGCCACGAUCGGCCCAUCCUGAGCGUUUGUAUCUCAGCAGAUGGCAGGUAUCUCUUCACCUGCUCCAAGGAUGGCUAUCUCAUCUGCUGGUCCCUGGAGAACAAGCUUCUGAAGGCCAUCGUCACCUUCGCAGGGCAUACAGGCGCUGUCUUCACGCUGGAUGUAUGCGAAGCGCCGUCUCUGCUCAUGAGCGGAUCGGCUGAUGGUCAGGUCAAGUUCUGGGAGGGGAACCCCGACAAGCUGCAGCACUUUACUGUGGUGUCCCCGAAGACCUCCCUGGACCAUGGUGGCAGAGUCAG
Molecule: messenger RNA, 689 nt
Organism: Symbiodinium pilosum
Lineage: Eukaryota; Dinophyceae; Suessiales; Symbiodiniaceae
Source: the annotation of a GenBank genome assembly